AGGAUGAUGUUUUGUCUGCAGCAGUUAGAAGAAUCCAGUAUCCCUUUAAACCCAACCUUCAAGAGUUUUAAAAAUGUCUUGCACAUUGAUGAGAAAUGGUUUUUUAUGACAAAAACAUCACAACGCUUUUAUUUGACCCUCGAUGAGGAAGAGCCAUACCGAAGCUGUCAAUCUAAGAGAUUCAUCACAAAAAUCAUGUUCUUAGGGGUCGUAGGAAGACCUAUAAUUUCUGAUGAAGGUGAAGUCCUUUGGGAUGGUAAGGUAGGGAUUUUCCCCUUUGUGGAGUCUGUUGAGGCUAAGAGAAAAAGCAAGAACAGGGAAGCAGGUUCACUGGAAACCAAACCGAUAUCAAGUGUCACUAAACAAGUGUUUAAGGACAUGCUGAUACACACAGUCAUACCUGCCAUUCAAGAGAAGUGGCCAAACUUCUUAAGUAAGGAAAUUGUUAUCCAACAAGAUAAUGCAAGGCCACAUAUUCUUGGAAAUGACCUAGAGUUUGUCAUGGCAAGUACAACAAAUGGUUUCCAGAUUACCCUAACUAAUCAGCCCCCUAGUUCUCCAGACCUCAACAUUCUAGAUUUAGGUUUUUUCAGGGCCAUACAGUCAUUGAAGGAACAAUCAGCUCCAAGCAAUGUAACUGAAUUAAUGAAUGCAGUCCAAGAAGCAUACAAUCAGUUCUCAGCCCACACACUAAACAAAGUGUGGCUGAGUUAUCAACAUGUUAUGCAAGAGGUGAUGAAGGUUGAAGGGGGCAAUAACUACAAAGUGCCACACAUGGGAAAGGAUGCUAUGCACAGAAAUGGGACACUUCCAUAUGUACUACAACUAGAAGAGGGUUUGUAUGAGAGGAGUAUGGCAGUACUUGGGGAACAAAAUGGGCCAGCUGUACCUGUGGUUGAAACACAUGAAGUCCUACUGGGUCAGUUCAUUCUUGAAGAAGAUGAGGAGAUCAUUCUUCAAGAUUGAACUAACACCUAACAAAAGACUUUGUAUCAU
Molecule: messenger RNA, 996 nt
Organism: Cuscuta campestris
Lineage: Eukaryota; Viridiplantae; Streptophyta; Magnoliopsida; Solanales; Convolvulaceae
Source: the annotation of a GenBank genome assembly